CCUCUCACGCUUUUGGCGAAAAACAACAUUUCAUAGCUAGAUAGUACUGUAUAUAAAAUGAUAAAUGUACGCCUUGGACGCGAAAUAUACACGUCACCCAUUCCCUUCCACAGCCGCUGCUAUAGCAACCGCGGCCUUCCAUCCUGGCAACCUCGCGCGCCUCGAAGUGACGUGAGCAGCGGGCGUUAGUGACGUAACCUCUGGGGAAGAAAGGGCUCUCGGGCAGGUGAGUGACAGGUUCCCGGCGGGCCCCCAGCUUGACGCUCCGGGGCCGAGACCCCUGUGAAGCGGACCCUUCCGCUUCUCCCCCCCGGGAAGUCCCUCGGCGCUUCCCGGUUGCGAGCGCUGCCCGCUCCCCGCUCUGCUGCUGCUGCCCUUUCGGCCGGACCGCCUUCCCCUCGGCGCCUCUCCGCCCUUGCCUUCGCUUUCCUGCCCGCCGAAAUGUCGGAACUUUCCGCCCCUCUUUCGGGCAGCGUUUCCUCUGCCCCGGCACCUUUUCUUUUCGUUUGCACGCUGCUUUUUGGCCCCGCUUCCUCCUCGCCCUGCCUCCUUUCUGUCACCUCGCGCGGCCCUGAAGCUGCUUCCCUUUGCACUGGCGAGGCUCCACGUCCCUCCCCCCAAGCACCCCCCCCCCCACCUAGUGGGCUGUUUGUUUUGUUUUUAACUUUGGGAAGCAAAGCUCAUGGAGAAGCCUAAGAGGGAGAACGGAAUGGAGAAGGAAACCUUGGGGGGGGGGGGCAUCGGGCAGGGGCAAUGCCCAUAGAAGUUAAUACCCGGGAGACGGAUCUUGCUGAAACUUGGGACCGGAGGUGAUGGGGAAGAUCAGAGCAAGGCUAAAAGACAGGAGUUGAGGACAGGCUCCUUGAAGGCUUCGUAGAAGGGAGAAGCAGGAACCCAGCAAAAGGCAGGUUGAGGCACUUGGGCAAAACAUAAAAGCUCUAGCUAGCAUACACUUCCUUGGGGGCCAAGGAGGACAUGGAAAUCACCUGUGCUUAUCGUGCAAAUAGGAGGACUACAUGGAGUGCUUAUGUCAUGCCAAGUUGUUGGUUCCUUGCUCCCUCCCUUAUCAGUGGAAACUUAAUGUGCCCCAGUUAUUUGUUUACUGUGGCUACUUCCCCAGCAGGCCAUUAAAGUCAAUGGCAGGAGGCUAAUUCUUGCCUGUCACAUGUAUUUUUUCCAUCAUUGGAUAAGGGGGUGGUCUGGGUCAAUCUUAAAAAUCCUAAUGAGAUAGAGGGGAGUAUAUCUCUGCCACUCCCCACCUCCCACCCCUUUUAACGUCAACUGGACAAGAGGAAAUUAAAUAUAUUUUUCUGGCAUGGAGAUAAGUAGUGGGAAUUGCUUCACUUGCUUAGUUUCUGUGCAUUGGGUUGCUAUUAUAAGGUCAGUAACAAAACUGAGACUGAGGAAAGCAUACUCAGUCAUAGCUGUCUCUUUUCCCCAAGUAAUCUGCUUUCUUCACCGUAUUGACAUUAUAAGAUGUUAUAGAUCAAAAGUACUGCCUUGAAUUGGGCUGAAAAUCUAUUGAAAACCAGUACAACCAGCACAGAGCAAUGUAAUGUACUUCUGUGAACUAAUCUUCCCCAGGCGCUUCCAUGAAGACAUAGUUUUGCGUCACAAACUGGUUCUGCAAAUGGAAACUUCUCUUAACCUGGAGGCAGUUUUAUUUUUUAAUAUUGGACAGGGAGGCUAGCAGGCAAGAGGAUGUGAAGGUCUUAGGUUACAAUCUAGUAGGAUAACGAAGGCUUCAGCCUACAAGUUUUGGCUUCUAUUACAAAUAUUAGAUCUAAAUCCCACUUAGUAAGUAAGAAACAAAUAAACCUAGUCCCUAUAAGUAUGUCCUUAAGUCAUAUAAAUUUUGGCUGCUUGAUAUCUUACUCCUGAUAACAUGUACAAAGCUGGUAAAUUAAAAAAAGAUUUGUUGGAAUACAAAGAAACAUAGGUCUUCAGAAAUCUGAUGAUUUGUUGGAAAGAUAGUGUGCACCAGCAUGCAAUGUUAACUGCUCUGUUUUCUAGAUCCUCUUUCUCACUAAGUAUAUAUCGUCAAUCCAUCUUUGUACAGAUUGUAAAGCAUUUUGUACAUUGUCUUGUUUAUCCUUGCAACACCCUUUCAUUCCCAUUUUACCACUGGAGAACUGAGGCUGAGAUUGCAACUUGCCCAAGGCUCCUUGAGGUCAUGACUGAGGUAGGGGCUAAAUCUCACAGGACUAGGUUGAGAACUAUGAAUUGUGCCUCUCUGACUUUGAUGCCUAUUUUAUGUAACAUUCAGAGAAACAGGAAAACUGAAAACAGUGGGUAAAACCAGGGGUAAAAACCACUGUCUCUCUUUCUCCUUAAUUAAAAACUGCAGUGAGACAUGGGACUGAAAUCCUAAUCAGAUGCCAUCUGAAUUUCCCUCUGCUGUCAAGGCCAGAACUGCUAUCCUUGUUGCUCCCCCGUUCUCUAAAGCUAAGAGAUGGAGCCCCUUGAAGUGACCAUCAUUGAAGGUGUGGGGGAUGAAGUCACUGUUGUGGCUGGCGUCGUGGUCCUUAUCAUGGCCUUGGUCCUGGCCUGGCUUUCCACAUAUGUGGCGGAUGGUGGCAGCCAUCUUCUGGGAACGGUUGUGGCUACUGGAGAUUCAGCAGUGAUCCACUUGAGCCCCAUCGAACGCUACGUGGGGAACUCGGUGUCAGAACAGUCGGAGCCCCAAGGUGCUGCAGAAGGGGCUGAAGAGAAGGCAGAAGAGGGUCCUGCUUCUGAUGCAGGUCCUGCAGUUGAGCAAGGAGACAGCAGCAGUAGCUCAGAUGCUACCUUAGACCGUCUGUUGGACAUUCAGGGCCUGUCCCAAAGGACCUUUUCUAUUGCUGCUGAUUCCCAAGAGAACCAGAGAGUUCCACAAGCUGUGCCUGUCAUGGAGGAGAGUGAACCAAACCCAGGAUUUAUCAAGGUGCGCCUCAAAUUCCUCAAUGACACAGAGGAGGUGGCCAUUGUGAAGCCAGAAGACACCAUUGGCAUCCUCAAGAGGUGAGUGGUGUUGAAUAUGAAUCAAAUAUGCACGUCCAAAGUGUUGUGUCCACAUAUUAACAGUGAGUAACAUGCAACCUGGUUUAUUUGCAGUUAAAGCAAGUAAGUAAAAUGGUUUGUCUCAUAUGUUGUCAACAAUACUAAACAACUGAAAGCCAAAAGAAAUACUUGCACAAGUACAUCAUCUAUACAUGUGUUCAAACCAUUGAUAAGAAAAGGUUUGAUAAACAGGAUGCAACAUCUCAAAAUCUUUAGUCACUGAUCAUUAAAAUGUGCAUAAAAAUACCUUUAGCUCAAGUUACAAGAAAGAAGAUUGCAACUAAACAUCAGGAAUAGUUUUCUGACGUAAGAGCUCUCCGACAGUGGAACGGACUCCCUCGGGAGGUUGUGGAUUCUCCUUCAUGGCGGAGUUUUAAACAGAGAUCAUAUCACCAUCUGUCGUGAAUGCUUUAGUUCAGAUUCCUGCACUGCAGGGGGUUGGACUAGAUGACCGUUAGGGUCCCUUCCAUCUCUACAGUUCUGUGAUUCUACUGUAAUCUGGAUGACACAAUACAAUGAGAAAGAAUAAUGUAGAGGAUCAUGCAGGUAAAUGCUGUCUUGGAUACUUAGGGCUGACAUUUUUUUGUAUACUUUCUUCAGUAUUGUGAAAUAAGUUUUAGUUUUGCACAUAAAGAAGUUCUGUCCAAAGGAGACUAGUGGAGGGUGGUUCUGGCAUACUGAUUAUAAGGAACCAAUGCAUUAUAUGCAGCUGUGAGCAGCGCUAGCAGAUGAACCCUAUUCACUUUGAAUGGCAUGAAGCAUGUUGCACAGCAGUCUGCUGAGCUGAAUCAUUCACCUGACCUUUAAAAAACAGUACUACACAUUUGAAGGUGGGGGUGGGAGAUGAACAAAAAAUGUUUCCAAAGAGUGGGAAAGCUUCAAAGAAAGCUUUGCAGGUGGGUGGGUGGCUGGGUAGGUCAAUGGCAAGAGUUGUGUGUAGUUUAUUAGCCUACAAAGUGGUUGGGAUGGAGGUUUAUUCCUCUUAAAACAUUGAGACCUCCAAGCGCACUCACAGCAGUGCAAGACUUCUGUGCACCGACUACCAGCCCAGCAGCACUUCUUGGAAUACCCCUGGGGUGAUGUGAGCCAUGAGCGCUCCAGGAAGUGCUGCCAGGCGACUAGGAUCCAGCACGCUGAAAUUUCCCCCCGUUUCAUGCACCCCACCAACUUCCACAUCCCCUAUGAGAACUUCUACUUGUGAACACAUUUAUUUAUAGGGUAGUGUCAGGGGUUCAGGAGCAGAGGCACAGGAAAGGGAGGAAAUAGAGAGCGAGGGGGAGGAGUCCGAAGGAAAUGUUAGCGAUGACAGCGGUCCGAGGUCUCUGAGUCUUUCCAGCGAAUCGGAAGAUUCACAGAAAGGGGCUCCCUUGGUCAGAGCAAGGGGGUGCCGAGGGGGACACCCCAGGAAGAAGGGGCCAGAGGGGACUCAGAGAGCAGCAGUUGGAAAUCAGGACCAGCGUCCACACCAGAGUGCAGUAGGGGGGAGGAGUCCCAGGCAUCGGGAUCAGGCGGCGCACUGCCAGUGGGAGGACAUGAGUCAGGAUUGGCCACGCCUCCAUCGGGGAGCGAGGAAACGGUCGAGAGGAAGGUUGAAGGCUGGGCGCGCGCGCCAAGUUCAAAUGUACAGGAGGGCGGCGCAGUUGGCAGCCCGGAUAGGGAGCCAGGUCCCAAAGCCCGCCGAAAAGAGGGGGAGGAGUCAGGAGGGUCAGCGUCAGAAGAAUCCAGGAAGGAAGGGACCCCGGGGGGUAGCAGGACCCAGAGGAGAAAGGAGAGACGUAAGAGGUGGAGUAAGGCUAGAAUCUUAAACUGGUGUACAGGGGGCGGAGACUCAGAUGGAGCUUCGCCGAUCUAACCCCUAGACGUAGAGCUGGGGCGCUCCGGCUUGAAAAUGGAAACUGUACUUCAAUAAAGACUUUUGCACAUUACUGCCGGCUAGCGUUGGUCCUCUGUGAGCUGGGACCUGGAGCCAGCUCUGACAGUAAGCUCCAUCUCAUAAAGUUUUGCACCAAAAACCUCGUAACGUGAGUGGACGCAGCGAGGGAAGAAGAUUGGUGCUUUGCGAGCUCACAAAAGUCAGGCAAGAUGACUACAGAACAGCAACUAGCAGCCCUGCAAAAUGCAGUGACACAACUCAACGCGGAGGUACUCGCAUCCAGGAAAAGGGAAGAGGAAGCGGCUGCCGCCUGCAGGGAUCUCCAAGCCAGGUUGGAAGUGCUUGCUAAGCAGGGGCAACCGGGACCCAAAUCAGAGGGGAUUGGGCUGGGGAAAAGAGGAGGCAGCCUGGUAUCUCAUUUCGAUGGGAAUUUGCAGCAGUACCCUAACUUCCGAGCAGACGUGCUGUUUGCGCUGGAACUGCUGGAUAAAGACUUUAGAGAUGAGCAAGAGAAGGUGGGGUUUAUCUUGUCCCAUUUGCAUGGGGAAGCUAAAGCGUGGCUGCGCAAUCUGUGGAGAGAUAAGGAUCCGGCGCUCCAAAAUGCGGAUGCAUUCAUUAAAGCGAUGGAUUCGUGUUUUUUAUCAAAUAUAGACAUUGAUAUCGCCAGAAAAGACAUACAUGGGCUCAAACAAGGCAGAGCCAGUGUAAGGCAGUACCAUUCCCGCUUUUUUGCAUUAGUCCAUGCGCUGGGAUGGGAGAAGGAUUCUGCCCCAGUCAGAGACCUUUUUUUGGGAAGGCUUGAAUGCAAAUGUGAAAGAUGAGAUUGCAAGGGGGGAGAGACCAAAGAGCACUCAGGAGGUUGUCCGGCGGGCGCUGCAAAUUGGGGUGCGUCUGGAAGAACGUCCAUGGAACAGAGAAGAAGGACGUUGGGGACGUACGCCAGUGAGAGCACCUCCCCUCUUUCCCAAGGAUACAGCGCGUGUGCAAUCCCCACCUCCGCAAGGAGGGGGAGAGCAACCGAUGGAGAUUGGAGGCGCCAGGGCUCAGUCAACAACCAGAGCCUUAACACCGGGAGCAGUCAAAGCGAAGCCUCCUAGAGGGAACAGGAAGUGCUACAUCUGCGACAGUGCUCAGCACAUGGCGAAAGAGUGUCCCCAGAGGCUCCACAAGCACACUGCAGCCUCAGCAACAGUAACAGAAGCAACUCAGCAGAGAGAAACACAGCAGGGAAACGACAGAGUCUGGUUGGAGGAAGAGGCACUGGGGCCCAACCAGACAAGUCAAUGAAGCCGUCCCCAGAGAUUUUGCAGCCCACAGACCCCCUCCCGCCCAAACCAGUGGUGCAGCUCACAGCAUCGCUCCAACUACCCAAUGGACUCACUAUGGAAGUGCCGAUUACCAUUGACUCUGGUAGUAACGCAGACUUCAUAGGACUGGAUUUCCUUCAAGAGCACAACAUAGCACUCCUGCCAGCCACGCUGCCUCUGAAAGUUGUCACGGUGGAUGGCAGGGAAUUGCUGGGGGCAGGUGGUGCAGCAAACGCCUCCGAUGGUGAUGCAAAUUGGGAAUCACCGAGAAGUCAUCAGCUUCAAUGUCACCCAACUGUCGGACACGCCUAUAGUAUUAGGCAUGAGUUGGCUGCACAGGCACAGCCCAGCAUUGGCGUGGUACCAGCGACAACUGACCUUCGGCUCCUCAUACUGUGCGGAACAUUGCAUUCUGCCUAGCCCGGAAGGGGAAGAGGAUGACCCGCAGCUACAAUUAGGCACGCUGCAAGCAGUGCCACUCAAGUACGCAGCGUUUUUGGAGGUUUUCUGCGAGAAGGAAGCGGACAAGCUACCUCCCCACAGGUCUUAUGACUGCAAGAUUGACCUCCUGCCAGGGGCGACGCUGCCAACCGGGAAACUGUAUUCCAUGUCCGAAGACGAGCUGCAGGAACUCAGGGAGUUCAUAGACCUCAACUUGAAGCGCGGUUUCAUCCGGGAGUCGAAGGCAGUGGGGGGCAGUCCUGUAUUCUUUGUGAAGAAGAAGGACACGCCCCAAAAAAGGCUUGUGGUGGACUAUAGAAUUUUGAACUCAAAAACCAAGCCCACAGCCUUUCCCAUGCCCAAGAUAGAUGACCUGCUCGCAACGGUGAGGAAAGGACGCGUUUUCACAAAGUUGGAUCUGCGAGGGGCGUACAACCUGAUUCGCAUACGGGAGGGCGACGAAUGGAAGACUGCCAUGUUCACGCCCCUGGGCACCUAUGAAUACAGAGUUAUGCCCUUUGGAUUACAAAAUGGCUCCCACUGUUUUCAAGCCUUCAUGCAUCACGUAUUGGCGGGUCUCCUCUACAAGAAAUGCGUCUGCUUCCUGGACGACAUCCUGAUAUUUUCAGAAUCAGAGGAGGCCCACGAGGGAGACGUCAAGGAAGUUCUGCAGAGACUGCAGGAGCACAGGCUGUACGCCAAGCUGGAAAAGUGCCAGUUCGACAUGAAGGAAGUAGAUUUCCUGGGCUACAAGUUGUCGGACAAGGGGCUCGCCAUGGACAGCGCCAAGGUUCGCUCAGUGUUGGACUGGAAGAGCCCGCGCAAUCGGAAGGAGGUCCAACGGUUUGUCGGUUUCGCCAACUUUUACCGCAAGUUCAUCAAGGGGUUCGCGAUGCAGACGGCAGCCAUUACCGACACACUCAGCUCCAAGAAGAAGAAGUUCAUCUGGACGGAGCAAGCGGAACAGUCCUUUCAGAAACUCAAGCGUCUCUUCUCGUCCGAAGAGCAGCUACUGCAUGUGAAUCCCAGCAGACCGAUGAGGGUUGAAACGGACGCCUCAGACAGAGCCGUGGGAGCAGUACUGUUGCAGCAAGACCCGCAUGGGGACUGGAGACCGUGUGCCUUCUACUCCAGGAAGCUCAGCAAGUCAGAGCAGAACUACACCAUCUGGGACAGGGAGUUGCUGGCCAUUCAUGCAGCAUUCAAGGCGUGGCGGCACUUCCUCAUUGGAGCCAAACACACAGUGCAGGUCCGCACGGACCAUAAAAACCUGGAGUACUGGCGCACGGCAAGGUUCCUGAACCAGAGGCACAUACGAUGGGCGGAGUUCUUUGCGGAUUUCGACUUCAGGAUAGAGUACAUCCCAGGCGACAACAACAUCAUGGCGGAUGCACUGUCCAGAAAGCCGCAAUACCUCGAGGAGGCGGCACCAGCAGCGGCCAAGCACAUUUUCGCACCGAAAGCGUGGGCGUGCGCUUCAGCAACCGUGGACCUGGAUGCUGUACGUCGAGCACUGCAGGAGGACCCCUUCGCGCAAGCAAAGAUGGCAGAGGUGCAAAGGGGCACGGCGGAGGACGACGAGUUCCAGAUACGCGACGGAUUGCUCAUCCGCAGAGGGGCCCUCUACGUACCGGGAGACGACCUCCGCGCGAAAGUACUGCAGCAGUUGCACGACGCACCCACCGCCGGGCACUUUGGCAAAGAGAAGACGGUAGAAUUAGUAGCCAGAGAUUUUUGGUGGCCCAAGAUGCGGGGGGAAGUCGCGGAUUACGUCUCGAGGUGUGACACCUGCCAAAGGGCCAAGUCAGUGCACAAACCGCCGGCGGGACUGCUCGAACCGCUGCAGACACCGAUCGAACCGUGGGAGAGGGUGGCCCUGGACUUUGUCACGGAUCUACCCAGCUCGAGGGGCAAGACGGCAGUGCUAGUGGUGGUGGACAUUGUUGGAAUUCUGCCUGGGUCAGAGGAAUGUGCCACAGCGUAGGCACCGGCAGAUAUUCCUGUCGACCUCCCCGCGUCUCCACUCUGCUGAUAAGCAGGCGAGGUCCGGCGAUUCUUCUCAGAUGUAUGAGAGGAACACACCGUUCUUCCUCUCUCCCCUUUGGUGUCCCCAGGGAGGGAAAGAAGCAGACAGAAAACUAUUUACAUCAUUUAUUUCUGCCUCUUACAUCAGUACAGAGAAUCAUGUCUGCACUCAACAACAGCAAGAAGAAACUCCUCCCAAGUACAUCCAGUACGGGUCAUAUGACACACACACACUGAGCUAACAUCCGGUGCUCAGUACAGAAUGGACUGCCCCUUUGUUCCCAUGGCAACAGUCACAAACAUCCUGCCUGGCUUUCCAGCCACAAGCAGCUGGCUGAGCUGCUAGAGCCUUUGCUUGCUGCAGCAUUGGUGCUUUAUGGUAACAUACCCCCCUAAAGUAUCAAUGUGUGCUGCGAGCAAAGCGUCAUCCAGAGAAGAAAACAAACAGUUGUUAUAUUUAUAACAUUCCCUGUUGUUUCAGUUCCACCCUUGGAACUACCCGCCACUGGUUUAACCAAUGUACCUCUCUGGUUGUGUGACUUCGCAUUACCUUGGUUAACACCUCUCUGUUGUGCCUUUGUCUCUGACUCAGACACAGCUUCAAGCUGUCCUUGGUCGUUUACAAUAGCAACAUAUGCAAGGUUAGCAAACUCCUUUGAAUACCUCUUGGGUGGUACACCCUUCGUUGCUCUCUCAGACCUACGUAUGAGGUUCUGAUCCUCUGUGCUCACUGGUUCAACCUUUGGACUCUGUUGAGAACCAGUAGCAAUCAGUGGUUCUUCCUUCACCUGUGAAGGUCUAUCCAUUGUGUGAGAUUUUCUCUCAAUGACUGUGACAACUGAGCUGUCUGAGCUAUCGCUGUCAUCAUCAGUACUACUGAACUCAAUAAGAUCAAACUCAUCAUCAUCAUCAUCAGAAUCGUUUCCUGUGGGAAAUGUCUGUACUAUCCGCUCUUGCUUUGGAGCACUCUCUAGGAACUUUGUGAGAAUCACCUGACCAGAUUCAGACAAAAUUACUCUGUAGAGACCUUUUCAUAACCUACGAAAAUGCCUCUGGCAUUCUUUACUCCACCUGGAGCUUCUGUUCUCACAUGAGACCCGAAAACCUUAAAAUAGGCAACAGAAGGUUUUCUAUUGAACAGCUUCUCAAAAGGAGAACAUCCCAACUCUGUUGAGACCUUUCUCAACCACACAUGAAGAUAGGACGCUAGCGAUUCGGCCCAAUAUUCAUGUGGCAAAUGUGAACUCAGCAAUUGCGCAUUCAUCCCCUUUUGCAAUUCUUUGUUCACUCUCACACAGACCCCCCUGUUCCACGCUUCUUGCGAAACUGCCACUUUGUGGUCUAUCCCUUUUCCAUCCAGGAACUUCUGAAACUUCUGCAACAGAAAAAUUUGCUUCUCAUCUGUGAAAAGACAAUCAAUGUUAGCAUCAUGCAUACUUUUAACCUUGUCACAAAACUCCUGAAACUUUUCUAAAGUUUCUUGCGGUUUCUCCAUCAUAUAAACCCAAGAAUAAUUAGUGAAACAAUCCACACACACAAGGUAAAAUCGUGCACCGCCUCUAGAUGGUUCUAGAGGACCAAUCACAUCAGCAUACACCCGCUGAAAUGCUCUGUCGACCUUCUUGGUCUUAGUCACCUUCCUGGUGCUCACACUGGUCACUACCUGCAAGAGAGAUUUCGUUAGAAAUCAGAAGAAUUACAUUUCAUGUAAUCACUUUGAUCAAAAGUCAACAAAUACAGUCCAUCUUUCUCUUUGGCAGUAAGAAACAGUUCUCCAUCUUUGUAGAUCUUGCAGCUUUUAGCAUCAUAGGACAGUUUCAGUCCUUUCUUUGCAAUCUGCGACACGCUCAGCAGAUUAAAUCUCAGUUCUGGAACCAGGUAAACAUCACUUAUAGUCAAGUUCAGACUCUCAAGAUACACAGUCCCAAUUCCAGUCGCUUCCAACUCCUGACCGUUGGCCUGUUUCACAGUGAAGCUUUGCUUCUUCAACGUCGAAAACAGUCCUCUGUGCGGGCACAUGUGAACCGUUGCGCCCGUGUCAAUUAUGAACGAGUUCCCAACAUCUGGCGUGGUUCCUUUCGCCAUCAUAGCCUUUGCAGGUUUCACCUGGCACUUGGUACGGCUUUUGCCUGACGCCUGAGGCUUCGUAGAGCUGCUCUUUGCUCCUCUUGACUGGCGCGGCUUCUUACAGUUCCGCUGUAGAUGCCCAGUCUGUCCACAAUUGUAGCAUCGGACAGCACUCAAUGCUACACCAUGCUCUCCAGUAGCAUCAGCAGUGGGGAAUUAGAACUCUGUUCUUCCCUCCCCUGUCUUUUUCUUCCAGUGCAGCAAGUCUGUCGUGUUCAUUCAGGACCACAGCACAAACUCUCUCCGCGGUCAGCUGCGCGGCCGGUAGGGAACCAAGCUGACUGGCAACAACCUUGUAGGUGCGGCUAAGGCUGUUUAUCAUCAUGAAGCAAAACACUUCCUCCUGAAGACGGAAAUUGCGUUCCACCAUCUGUUGACGCAGAAACUUCAUUUCUGUCAGGUGCGCUUGAACAUCUCCAUCAGGCGCAAGUCUCAGAUUGGUCAAUUUCUCAAAAUACAGCAACGCUGAAGAACCAGCAUCUCUCUGAUGCGUUGUACGCAGCGUGUCCCAUACCUCUUUCGCAUUUUCUAAAUGCUGAACAUGCACCAACUGAUCAUCUGAGACACACAGAAUUAUAGCAGUCCUGGCCCUUACAUUCUGUGACUCCCAACCUCUGGUUGGUGCUGCAGGGAUGGGGUUUUCAAUUACAUCAAAAAGCCUCUGAUUCUGCAGCAGGGCCUUCAUCUUUACAGACCAAGAUGAAUAAUUGUCAUUGGUUAAGGGAGGUGGGCAAGGCAAACCUCCCCCUUUCUUGGCAUCCAUCUUGAAGCCAAGCCUCCAGCUCACAAUGUCAAACAAGCUGCAAAAUCCAACAGCCGUUUUUUUCUUUCUCACGCAGCAAACUGCAAAUUGUUUACGCUCUUUUUGCACCUGGCAGCUAAACUCAGGCGGCUAUUGAAAAGUCCCUUCCAAGAGCUCAUAAACUUGUAGCCAAAACAUUCUCUGAUUUUGUUUCGCUUUCCCAGGCUCACACUCAGAGUCCAGCCCCUUUGCCAGUAACUUUCCAGGACCGUUACCUAGCAACAAUGCAUUUCAAUAAGACAUCUUAUCUACCACAAAAAUUUGUGGAAUGCAGGCUUCAGCCUUCAAGCUGCAGGCCUCUUCUCCCGGAGCUCUUGUUUUCUUUGAAACGCAGCUCCGUGAACCAGGGAAUUAAUCUUCCUGCGUUCACACUUUUAGCCCGAAAUGCAGCAUACCUUGAACUUUGUUGCUCUGGAAAACACCUCUUCUUUCCACCAGCUGUCUGUGGAGCCUCUGGCUUCUUUCAGACGCUUUUCUCUUCCUCCUUGGAGCAGAGGAGGACAAUCCACCAGCCUCUCAUGCAGAGGUCCGAUGGAUCGGAACCAUCGACUGCUACCACUGUUGGAAUUCUGCCUGGGUCAGAGGAAUGUGCCACAGCGUAGGCACCGGCAGAUAUUCCUGUCGUCUCCACUCUGCUGAUAAGCAGGCGAGGUCCGGCGAUUCUUCUCAGAUGUAUGAGAGGAACACACCGUUCUUCCUCUCUCCCCUUUGGUGUCCCCAGGGAGGGGAAAGAAGCAGACAGAAAACUAUUUACAUCAUUUAUUUCUGCCUCUUACAUCAGUACAGAGAAUCAUGUCUGCACUCAACAACAGCAAGAAGAAACUCCUCCCAAGUACAUCCAGUACGGGUCAUAUGACACACACACACUGAGCUAACAUCCGGUGCUCAGUACAGAAUGGACUGCCCCUUUGUUCCCAUGGCAACAGUCACAAACAUCCUGCCUGGCUUUCCAGCCACAAGCAGCUGGCUGAGCUGCUAGAGCCUUUGCUUGCUGCAGCAUUGGUGCUUUAUGGUAACACCAAAAUGGCCCACUUCAUUCCGUGCGCGAAGGUGGCCACGGCGGAACAGACCGCCAAACUGUUCAUAGACCACGUGUUCAGGGUUCACGGUCUGCCACGGUCUAUCCUGUCCGACCGGGGGCGACAGUUCAUCUCGAACUUCUGGCAGAAGCUGAUGGGUUUCCUGAACGUCAAGAUCAACCUAGCGUCGGCGAGACACCCGCAGACGAACGGACAAGCGGAGCGAGUCAACGCCAUCAUGCAGCAGUACCUGCGAUGCUACGCAAAUCAGCAGCCGGCAACAUGGGUGGACUACCUGCCGCUCGCUGAGUUCGCCUACAACAACACGAAGCACGUGUCCACGGGGUGACACCGUUCUUCGCCAACAACGGGAGGCAUCCCAGAACCUUCCCGGGAUUAGCGAGAGAGGGGGAGGGGAGCCACAGGCAGCGGAAGCCUUAGCAUCAGAGUUGCAGGAGGUUCACGAACAGCUUCGGAGGCAGUUAGAACUAGCAAAGCACGCAUACAAACUGCAGGCUGACAAGCACAGAAGGGUUGGGGAAGACAUACAGGUGGGAGACUGGGUUUGGUUAGCAGCCCAGGCAGUGCCGGCCAGAUCGUUAGCGAAGAAGAAGCUAGGGCAUAAGCAGCUAGGACCCUACCAAGUCGAGGCACAGGUCAAUCCAGUGGCCUUCCGGUUGACACUGCCGGAGGGAUCCAGAAUGCACCCAGUUUUCCAUAGAUCAGUGCUCACGCCCUACAAAGCACCUCAUAGAUUUCAGGAGCCAGGAACGGCACCAGACCCGUUCAGGGAAACGCCCACAAGGGGGGGGUCGCCAAGGCGGGAACCCGUCAACGAAGUCACAGAGAUUUUAGACUCGAGAUGGGGGAGGAGGGAGUGGAAUACCUCCUCGCCAAGGAAGGUACCUCGGCUAGCGCCAACAGUUGGGUGCCAGAUUAUGCUCUGGAGGAAUCUUGGCUUAAGGACGAGUUCCAUGCCCUUUUCCCACACAGGCCCAUGCCAGCCGAGUAUUUCGACGACUGGCUUUUCACACCCACAUUUUCAGCUAGCACAUUCCAGGGGUUCACCUCGGACGAGGAACCGGCACUAGAAACACGUUCCCCGGAGGGAUCACCCUCGGGGUCUGCCUCAGACCGUUCCUAUUGGUGGGACAAUCAACCAGAGGAGCAGGGGCGCAGGAAGUGGUGGGGGGGUCCUUGGCAGGCAACGUCCCCGGAGGAGACCGGGGGAGAGACGGACAUGGACGUGUUGGGGGAGGACCUGGGGUUCGAGCACGGCGGCAAAGAGAUGGAAGCAGAGGAAAUUGAGGUCGGCGAGAGCACGGAGGACGAGCCGGACUUAUCCGGCUGGAUGCACGCCACGGGGGACGAACUGUAUCCGGCACUCACCCCCACAACGACGGAGCACCCAGUACCCACACCUGAAGGAGGGGAGGGGGAAGGGGGGCUUCGAGGGGGAUGGAUGUCAGGGGUUCAGGAGCAGAGGCACAGGAAAGGGAGGAAAUAGAGAGCGAGGGGGAGGAGUCCGAAGGAAAUGUUAGCGAUGACAGCGGUCCGAGGUCUCUGAGUCUUUCCAGCGAAUCGGAAGAUUCACAGAAAGGGGCUCCCUUGGUCAGAGCAAGGGGGUGCCGAGGGGGACACCCCAGGAAGAAGGGGCCAGAGGGGACUCAGAGAGCAGCAGUUGGAAAUCAGGACCAGCGUCCACACCAGAGUGCAGUAGGGGAGGAGUCCCAGGCAUCGGGGUCAGGCGGCGCACUGCCAGUGGGAGGACAUGAGUCAGGAUUGGCCACGCCUCCAUCGGGGAGCGAGGAAACGGUCGAGAGGAAGGUUGAAGGCUGGGCGCGCGCGCCAAGUUCAAAUGUACAGGAGGGCGGCGCAGUUGGCAGCCCGGAUAGGGAGCCAGGUCCCAAAGCCCGCCGAAAAGAGGGGGAGGAGUCAGGAGGGUCAGCGUCAGAAGAAUCCAGGAAGGAAGGGACCCCGGGGGGUAGCAGGACCCAGAGGAGAAAGGAGAGACGUAAGAGGUGGAGUAAGGCUAGAAUCUUAAACUGGUGUACAGGGGGCGGAGACUCAGAUGGAGCUUCGCCGAUCUAACCCCUAGACGUAGAGCUGGGGCGCUCCGGCUUGAAAAUGGAAACUGUACUUCAAUAAAGACUUUUGCACAUUACUGCCGGCUAGCGUUGGUCCUCUGUGAGCUGGGACCUGGAGCCAGCUCUGACAGGUAGUGAAGUAUGUUGUUGCUUAUUUUAAAGCGGCCUUACCCCACAACAUCAUGCCCUGCAGGUAUUUUGUACUACAACUCUCCUCAGUCUCUGCCAGAACACCCAUUUAAAAGCAGUCCCAUCAGUAUUCCCUCCCUCCCUCCCUCCCUCUCUCUCUCUCUCUCUUUGACCUAGAUGUUCAUUUCCUUGUUUUUCUCUCCAAAGCAAGUACUUCCCAGGCCGGGAGAAUCAGAUGAAGUUUAUCUACCAGGGCCAGCUUCUCCAGGACCAGGCACGGACUCUUCGCUCUCUCAAUAUCCUGGACAAUUGCGUAAUCCACUGUCAUCUUUCUCAGACUGCUACCUCCACCAUGCCUGACCCAGUGGUUGCACCAUCGGAAGCUGGCGGUAUCACUUUGAGCAUGGGCAACCUGAUGAUUCCCAUUUUUGUGGUGAUGCUGGCGGUCAUCUGGUAUUUCCGUAUCAACUACCGGCAGUUAUUCACAGCCCCGGCCACCAUUUCCUUGGUUGGGGCGACUGUCUUUUUUAGUUUCCUUGUUUUCGGGAUGUAUGGACGAUGAGCAGCCAUGGGGAAGGAGGGAGUGGCCUUAGCUGCCAAAUCUUGAGUGCUCUCUGUUUCAUACUUCCACUCAUUCAUACCCUGUGAGGGACAUAUAAAGCUCUUAUCCAGAAUUCUCCGCUGAUGGAGGUUAGAGCUCCACAAAACCUUUGAGUUGAAAAAUUGUACUUAAUUUCUACAUUUUCUAUCGCUACAGCAUUUGGGUAUCUUUGAAGAGUGAUUCUAGAAGAGGGGAACGAUACAAGUAUAGAAGAGAGCAGGGCCACAGGUGUUUGCUCUGAUCUCCCCCUACUCUCAGGAUAGAAUCCUUUCAGCUGUCAGAAGCAUUGCCUUGCUGUCGUCCGGCUUCUAGGCCUCAAAGAGAGAUAUGGCUGCCACGUUCUCCUCCACAGCUACUAGGACUUGGAACUUGGUGAUGAUUAUCGUAGAGAACCCAUUUGUACUGAAGUACAGUUCCUGUCCCUUAUGCUCUUAAGACUUCUGAGCCCCGCAAUAGAGAAAACGGGCUCUCCACCUAAGCAUUUGCCUGUUUAGUUUGCUGCUGCUACUGCUUUGGAAAGCAUGAAUGGAAUGAUCUUUGGGCUCAUGCUUCUCUCCAUUUCACCGCCACUAAUUACAUGGUAGUUACACAGUGACGCACUGUGAACUAGUGAGACACCUGCCUUCUCCCCUCCCACCUUGCCAAGAUACAUGCACCUUGAACUAUGUUCUGAAGACACCUGCCCACUUCUUACUGUACGGACUCCAUUGAGAUGCUCACACUACCCCUGUGCUGUAGAAAAGAAGAGCCCUCUCCAAAGAGGGCCAUUUGCAUGUGCACACUCUGCAAGGAUUAUGAUCCAGAAUGCCAUUAGUAACCAAGACGCUUGCAUGGUUUGCCUCUUAACUGUCUACAGGAAGAAUAUUGGCAGCACUUGGGGGUUAACCAGGUUGAAUUACAAGUAUUGAAACCACAUGUAUCUCCUUGGAAUUCACCGUCAUUGGCUGAGAGGGCUUCAAAUAGAAGACAGGCAAGCUGAAUUUCCCUUGUCUUCUGUGUCAGAGGUGAUGAUUUGACAUCGAAGACAUAAAAGACCAGGACUGGUAAAUGUAAUCACUACACCCCUCUCAGCUAGGUUGUAGGCGACUUCUCUUUGAGCUUGCUAAAGUAUUUUAAAUCCCACAACUUGUCUCUUAAGUGGAGGGAGUUGGGGGAGCUUAUUAAAUUUCAGGCCUCAUGGUUGCUAACCUAAGUUGGAACUGAAUAACCAACUUCAGAUAUUUCCGAUGGUAAUUAUCAGUGCCAAGUAAUUUCCCACUCCUCAAAAUCAAUCUCUAGUAUUUGUACCACUGAUCUAGCUUUUAAAAUCAAGGCAUUUAUUAAAAGUUGUCAAAUCAUUCUUUUAAGUUAAACCUGCGCUUGACAUCCACUGUGUGAAAUGUAUUAUAAAAAUCCAUGCAGAUUUUAUGUCGUCGUGUUUUCUUCUGUGGAGUUUGUUCAAAUCUGCUUUAAGAUGAAGGAAAAUAAGGAAGGAAAAUAAAAACAGGCACCUGAGUAAC
Molecule: messenger RNA, 16949 nt
Organism: Podarcis lilfordi (Lilford's wall lizard)
Lineage: Eukaryota; Metazoa; Chordata; Lepidosauria; Squamata; Lacertidae
Source: the annotation of a GenBank genome assembly